AGGCGGCAGUAGCUGGCUUCAGCUCAACCACUAAACUGCGAAGAAGCCGUGGAUUUGUCGCCUACUUACAAGGCGCUUAGGCCUCAUACACGGCCCGUGGUUCCUCCUCAAAGCAAAAAGACUCCCUCUUGGUACGAGCGCCACCUACUUCAUAACUUUCUUUGGCUACUGAUAAGAAAAUAAGAGAGCCCCUAUGUGGGGUUCUUCUAUCCACUCAAUUUAUCUCCCACUUGUGAUCUAUCAAUCUCUGCUAAAGCGGUUAAUUUCCAUGUUAAUGACCUGUAUGAAGCUCAUUGAAUUCUCUCUUCGUGGUUCUACUUCCAUACCCAUCUUUUAUUUUGUGCACAUUAGGUGUUUGAUGAUAUGUCUAUGAGAAGUUGAGUGGUUUUUUGAGCUGGGUUUGUCGAUUUUUGCUUGAUAUUUGGUGGGUUUAGAUUUCUGGGUCUGACUAGGAAUGAUGUCUGUCAUAUGCCAGACCCUUGAUUUUGGAAGGCAUGUUUUGGAUUAUGUUGCUUGUGAUUGUUCUUCCAAUACUCCAUUGGAUCGAUAUACGAUUAGGAGUCACGUUAAACCGUGUACUAAGAGUAGAAAGAGGCGACACCAAACUCGAACUUUGGUUUGUUCCCGUCGAAACGUUGGCCAGUGCAGAGUGUUUUCAACCACGAAAUCGGAAACUGCAUUGAAUGGCAUUACUGGUGGCCCUCAACCAUUCUUAGAACUGAGGAAGGAGUCCAAAAGCCCAAUCUCGUCGACAAAUUUGUUUGAAGUUGUAGCCGAUGAUCUCCAGAAGCUUAACCAAAAUCUUCUGUCUAUGGUUGGUAAGGAAAACCCAGCCCUGGUAUCUGCUGCUCAGCGGAUAUUUGGUGCUGGAGGGAAGAGGAUGAGACCAGCUCUAGUAUUCCUGGUGUCAAGAGCAACAGCCGGAUUAGUUGGGUUAGAGGACCUCACUGUCGAGCAUCGGCGUUUGGCAGAGAUCAUUGAAAUGAUCCACACUGCAAGCUUGAUACAUGAUGAUGUAUUAGACGAUAGUGAUAUGAGGAGAGGGAAGGAAACCUUGCAUCAAUUAUACGGUACCAGAGUGGCGGUGCUGGCUGGAGAUUUCAUGUUUGCACAGUCGUCGUGGUGUCUUGCUAAUCUCGAAAACCUCGAAGUCAUUAAGCUUAUCAGUCAGGUUAUUAAAGAUUUUGCAAGUGGUGAAAUAAAGCAGGCAUCAAGCCUGUUUGAUUGUGAAGUUGAACUGGAAGAAUAUUUGAUCAAAAGCUAUUAUAAAACAGCUUCCUUGAUUGCUGCCAGUACCAAAGGUGCUGCAAUCUUUAGUGGGGUUGAUCGUGAUACGACGAAGAAGAUGUACGAGUACGGGCGGAAUCUCGGUCUCUCAUUCCAAAUUGUCGAUGACAUAUUGGACUUUACGCAAUCAACAAAGCAGCUUGGGAAGCCAGCAGGAAGUGAUCUAGCUAAAGGAAAUCUUACAGCCCCAGUUAUAUUUGCUCUUGAAAGAGACCCGAAACUGAAAGACAUCAUCGGAUCAGAGUUCAGCGAGCCAGGGUCUCUCGACGAAGCUAUCGGCAUAGUCAAGAGCAGUGGUGGCAUUGAACGAGCGCAGGAACUAGCUAAACAGAAGGCUGAUCUUGCUAUCCAAAACCUACAAUGCCUUCCACCAAGUGCCUUUCGGUCCGCGCUCGAGGAUAUGGUGACGUUUAAUCUAGAACGGAUCGAUUAGUUUAGUUAAGGAACUUACCAAAGGAUAUACAGUCUUCUGCAAUCCCUCAGAAAUCAAAAAAGAGAGUCUCUAUUACCUUUUGCCAUUGGCAUCACACAAGCUCUGCUAUGUUGCUGGCUGGCUGGUUUGUAUAUUGGUUGAAUAUGUUGAGCUGCAAAUAACUGCUCAUAGUAUUAUAUUCACUUAAACAUUUCUUGCAAGUUGUCUG
Cucurbita maxima (winter squash) is the source of this 1928-nucleotide messenger RNA. Its product is annotated as probable solanesyl-diphosphate synthase 3, chloroplastic. The record is from RefSeq and is a predicted model, not a curated record. Gene Ontology annotation, cellular component: chloroplast. The transcript is spliced from 6 exons. The coding region runs from base 455 to 1720 and encodes 421 amino acids. Gene Ontology annotation, biological process: plastoquinone biosynthetic process; isoprenoid biosynthetic process. Gene Ontology annotation, molecular function: prenyltransferase activity. NCBI's taxonomy places the organism in Eukaryota, Viridiplantae, Streptophyta, Magnoliopsida, Cucurbitales, Cucurbitaceae.